GUGGGUCGUGGUACGCGUUUGGAUAAGGGGGUAUGGGCGUGAGCAGGUGCAUGCAUACGGUGAUCAUGCCUUAUUAAAUGGUCAUAAUGAAUGCUGUGUUGCGUUUGGAACAAGAAAUGGUUUGAAAUUCAUCUAAUUUCUGGUUGGCGCUGUUGAUUUAUAUUGUUGAGAACAUGCUGAAGCAUCUGCUUGGUGGGACAUUUUGAGCUUCAUGCCACACCUUCAACAAUAAGGAUGCAUGAACUCUUCCGCCAAGUGCUGAAUGAAAAGGACUUAUCAAGGGCUGGCGAGCUUUUCUCGCUAGAUGAUGAACAAGUGGUUGGAGACCUCCAGGAGGUGAUCAAGAAGAUUCUGGAGGUGACCAGCCGACCAGAGUUCUUGAACAGCAUAAAUGAGCAGAGCGUUGUGGAGAUUGCCAUCACCAGGGUGACAUCAGCUGUCAGGGACACGCAGACUAUCGAGGGCCACGCGGCGCCGCUCGUGCAGCUGCUGGAAUCGUGUCUGCAGCACGACCUUAAGCCGUCGGACCGCGACGAGGACCCGCCGCAUGCCAAGAUGGCGUCCGACGUGCUGGCCUGCCUCUUCCUGAACUACGGCCGGCCGAGCGUGAUGCAGCUGGCCAUGCCGGUGGCCGUGCGGUUCCUGGUGAAAGGCAGCCGCGAGCUCAGCCGCAACCUGGCCGCCUACCUGUCACUGGUGGCCAUCGAGAACGCCCAGCUGAUCGCCGACCACGCCGCCAGCAUCAUGGACAGCAUCGCCGCAGGCAACUACCAGCUGACGCAAGUGCUGCCGCCCAUCUACCGUCUGCAGCCGGACCGGUUCGCGCGGCACAUGACCACGCUCGUGACGGUGAUGCCGCUCUGCCUGGGCCAGGAGCGGCUCGCGCUCAUCGACCUCUUCCAGCUGAUGGCCAAGCAGCAGCCGCAGCUGCUGGUGCCGGCCGUGCCCCAGCUGUGUGACUACCUCUGCUCGCCGCCGCUGGGCGCCGCCACCGCCCAGGUGCUGACCACCAUGACCAUGGCCGCGCCGCUCGCCAUGUCCGAGCACGUCAACAAGCUGAAGCUGACGGUGGACCACCAGCCGGCCACGCUGCCGCACGUGCUGCCCGUCCUGGUGGCGUUCGGCCAGCGCACGUCCCGGAAGCCGCGCCUCUACCUCAGCACCGAGGAGACGUCACGGCGUCUGUCGGAGGACAACUGCGUGACGAUCGUCAAGGUGGGCUCUGGCGGCAGCCGGGAGCUGUGGUCCACCUCGUCGCGGGACCUGUUGUCGUCGAGGGACCACCUGCGCGGCAAGCUGGCCGACUCCAGCCGGUCGACGCCGCGGCUGAACCAGAGCCGACCCAUCGCGAGCGCAACGUCCACGUCGCUGAUCGGGCUGAAGGCGCCGCUGCACAAGUCCAUGACCCAGGUGAACCACUCGUCUCAGCUCAUCACCCGGUUUCCGGGUGGCUCGCGCGGCCAGCUGCCGGCCUCUCAGCGGGCGCUGACCAGCCUGACGCGCAUCAGUGUGUUUGAGCCGUACCAGAUGCGGGACACGAUGCAGCACUUUUGCGAGAAGCACCUGGACAAGAUCAAGGAGUUCAUGCAGAAGGUGUCGGUGCGCCUGCCGCUGCCGGGCAGGUGCACCAUUGAAGAGCGUAAAAGCCGAAAGCAAGCCAAGUUGCACUUUAUGUGCCAGAUUCACGGUGAAUAUUGUCUAUACAACAAGUCUUUUUACCCGAUGAAGACAAAAAACCCUCGCACCUGGAUCCACUUGAUGUUCCUGACGCUCCAGGCGCGCGCCUCAUCGGCGCUGAGCAGCCGCGAUCCGGGGCCGAACAGUCUGAAGAACUGCUGGGACACGCUGCGCUGGGAGUCGACCUCGUUCCUGGAGGUGGUCACCGGCUGUUUCCCGACGGCCAAGGAGACGGACGUGCUGCUGCAGGAGCUGCGCAGCGCCCGCUUCUUCGACGUGUUCGAGUACAACGGCAUGCAACAGCAGUGGGGCUGCUUCCUCUGCAACCACCCAGAGAAGGCCGAGGGCUUCGUCAAGCCCGACCAGCCGGUGAUGGAGGGGCAGCUGAAGGAGAAGAAAGGCCGCUGGAAGAUCUUCCAGCGGUGGAGGACGCGCUACUUCACCUUGUCGGGCGCCCACCUCAGCUACCGCUGCUCCGAGCAGCCGCGGCUGGACAACCACGAGAUCGGCGUCCACGAGAUCCGGUCGGUCAAGGUCAGCCGCAGCGGCCGCAACAUCCCCAAGGCGUUCGAGAUUUUCACGCACGACCGCACCUACGUCCUCAAGGCCAAGGAUGGCAAGAAGACCGAAGAGUGGGUGCGCUGCCUGUCGGUGGCCGUGGCGCACCAGCACAGCCGGCCGCGCGCCGACACCAUCAGCCUGGGCGUCAACUCGGUGGCCAACCUGCACAGCAUGCCGCAGCUGGCUACGCUCUGAGCGGGCAGACGCCCGGCCUGCCCGCGCGCCACGUGUGCGGUCCGCCGGCGGGAGAGCGGGGUCGCGGCCGA
Pollicipes pollicipes is the source of this 2504-nucleotide messenger RNA. Its product is annotated as protein melted. The record is from RefSeq and is a predicted model, not a curated record. Gene Ontology annotation, biological process: regulation of signal transduction. Gene Ontology annotation, cellular component: plasma membrane. The transcript has 18 exons. Gene Ontology annotation, molecular function: phosphatidylinositol-5-phosphate binding. Lineage: Eukaryota; Metazoa; Arthropoda; Thecostraca; Pollicipedomorpha; Pollicipedidae. The coding region runs from base 235 to 2433 and encodes 732 amino acids.